This is a messenger RNA of Owenia fusiformis, 924 nucleotides long. NCBI's taxonomy places the organism in Eukaryota, Metazoa, Annelida, Polychaeta, Sabellida, Oweniidae. The record is from the annotation of a GenBank genome assembly.
UUCAAAUUAACGGUCGUUUUACGUGAUAGUUGGCACCCCGUGUUAUAAGAGGAAAACAAUCACAAUUGCAGUUGUUUGUUCUCGCUGUAAAUAUUAUCUAAUCUAUAUGUUGUUAUAUGUUUCUUUUCAGUAUGGCUGCAAAGAAUAAAAAGUUCAAGAAGUUUAUCGAACUCUCAUUCAACAGUAAGGAGGAGAAGGACAACUUCAACGAGCAAUGGAAUGGCUUCCGCAAAAAGCGUCCAGAUUUGUCUACGAUUGUGCAAGUUAUGUACUAUUUCUUAUCCCUGGCUGUAAAAUGCACAGAUACUGGUAAUGAAGCUGUUCCUGAUGCCAAUUUCCACUACAACAGUUUUGUGAACAUUACCAAGGAACAAAGUAAAUGUGAACGCUUAUUUGUUACGUGUGAGUCGUCCAUCAAUUCGCUCGUUGGUGCCGUGUACAGCCUGGGUCAACGCUGCCAUUUUAGUAGAACUGUCAUCGUUACUAGAUUGGAAGAUUUUGCGAACUUUGUGGCCACAUUCACAAUUUCAAAUGGCAAGCACACAUUUUUAUGGAAGUCAUCGCCUUAUAUCGAAGGUUGGUCAAAAUUUUUCGUGAACGAGAAAAUGGCUUGUGGUUUAGUUUGUAGUGGACUUAUGUAUACUCCAUUCACCAGAUUUUUAAAUGCUACUACAUUAGGAAGCACGAACGAGCGUGUUUAUAAUGAAACAUGCAAUCGAUUAUCUACGAUUAUAUCCAACGAAGCCAAAGCGUCUAAAGAAAGAGCGAUACAAAAUAGUUUAGCAGGCAGUGGGGCGUCUGGGAUAACCAUGGAAACCGAUGCGUGUUUUUCUGCAUUCCGCAAUGCCAAGAGGAGUAUAACAUUUGGCCUUUGCAACGAAACGCAUACUGUAUUGGCAGAUAAGGUGAAAUCAACAAAUCACG